AGCCACCCUGUUGUCAAAUCAGAAUGAUUAUGAAGUUUUUGUUUGUUUCAGAAAUGUAUACAUUUAGAAGCAGUUUGUCGGACAAAUCAAUGGCAUCAUUACCUGGUGGGAUGUGAUGUAUGCUCUGUUAAGUCAUCCACAUGUCAAAAACAGACAUUGAUGAGAUGUGAUAAAGUAAAAGUAAUUAUCCCAGCUGUGAAAUUGCACUUUUGCCUCAUGAACAUUUUCUUUGUAUUUAUCAGGUGGAAACAAUGGCGUCUGUCAUUGAGCUGCUUUUGGAAACACUGAAAGAUUUAAAUGACCGGGAGCUUGAAGAGUUCAAGGAUGUCCUCCAGAAUCCCUUUAACAGACGUUUCUCAGAUAUCUCAUUGAGACUGCCACUGAUAGCAGACAGGCAGGACGUGGUGUUUUCACUGGUGCUGACUGACGGCCAACAGUCUGUGGAGACGACCAGGAACAUUUUAAUAGAGAUGAACAGGACUGAUUUGGUGCAGAGGUUGUCAGACAGCAGCUCAGGACCCAAAAAGGAACACUCUGUGGAUGAACACCUGUCUGCACUGAUCCACAAAGUGGCAACAAUGGCGGCUGUGAAAGAGCUGCUUUCAGAAACACUCAAUGAUUUGAGUUACGAGGAGCUAGAAACAUUCCAGUGGUUGCUGGAGUUCAUGUUCUUCCAGAGGAGGAUUUCUCUCACGUCAGAGAUACAACUGAAGUUUCUAAGAAGGGCAGACCGACCGGUAGAUUUAAUGGUGGAGGUGUGCGGUCAGCAGUCUGUGGAGGUGGUGAAGGAGGUUUUCAUGAACAUGAACAGGACUGAUCUGGUCCAAAGGCUGAGCAGCUCAGGACACGAAGCUGCAGGAUCAUCAGCUGAAGCAUUUAGUGUGAAAACUGCAGAGAGAGAGAAACACAGUGUGGAUGAACAUUGGCCUGCACUGAUCCAGAAAGUGGACACGAUGGCGUCUGUUAUAGAGCUGCUUUUGGAAACACUGGCUGCUUUGACAGACGAUGAGCUCGAGAAUUUCAAGUUGAUCCUUUUGCGUGAAACCGACUUCGACGAACGACUCUCAUCCAGUUCAUUGAUGCUGCCAGAGAUAAAACACAGGCACGACAUAGUGUUUUUACUGGUGCAGACUGACGGACAACAGUCUGUGGAGACAACCGAGGAGGUUUUAAAGAAGAUGAAGAGGACUGAUCUGGUGCAGAGGUUGUCAGACAGGAGCUCAGCACCCAAAGAGAAACACUCAGAUGGACACCGACCUGCACUGAUCCAGGGAGUAGCAACAAUGUCAGCUGUUAAACAGCUGCUUUUGGAAACUCUGAAUGAUUUGAGUGACAAAGAGCUCAAGAAAUUCAAGUGGAUCCUGGAGGAGACUGUCAUGUUGAAGAAUCUUUUAUCCCGCAUGUCACCGAUAAGACUCACCGGAGAAAGGGCAGAAUUAGUCGAUCAGAUGUUGGAUACCUUUGGCCAACAGUCUUUUGACUUAACCGUGGACGUUGUAAAGAAAAUGAACAGGAUUGAUCUGAUGCACAGGCUGUCAGAGCCCAGCUCAGGACUCAAAGACCAGGGAGUAUUGCUCUUCGAAGUAUCAUAUGGAGAAGAUUGAAAGCAUACAGUACAUGCCUGCAGGGCCCCUUAUGGACGUCAAGGUCAUUGCUGGGAAGUUAGAUGUUGUGUUCCUGCCUCACUGGAUCUGCAUCGACGACAACCUUACAAUAUUAGACAAGUUUGCAGUCCUGCACAUAGAUGACUGUGGAGUUACUGUGGAAAAAGUGUCUGAGGUCCCAUCGUUCCAUGUCAAGCUGUGUGAGCCAACUUUCUCUCUGAAAAUGGUCCUGGUGAAACGUGGCUGGUCAGUGGAAAUAGACUGCAGGGUGUUCGUACACAAGACCAACAGACCAUUCCUCAAACUCCAUGUUUACCUGAUCCCACCUGACCCUGCUCUGAAAGAGGAAUUGGACAAGAAGAAAAACUCCUUUGGAUAUGAAGAAAUCCCAUUGCAACAUCCAAAGAAGCCUCUGAAGAUGAAUGAUUGGCUCAUCCUUACAGCACAUUUGGAUGGCAAAGAAAUGGCUUCUGAUCUCAUAUAUCAAAGCAUGGAGCCCAACUUCUACAAAUUGUUUAUUGAGAAUCCAGACAAAGACCUUGUGCUCCAGCUGAAAAUUGACUGAGAAAAGACUGAGAAAGAUUGAGAAAAUCUAAAGAAGAAUAUCAAAGCACAGGCCCUGUAAAAGCCUCAGGGGAGCACUUUGUGGAUAAACAUCGAUUGAAACUGAUCGAGAGAGUGAGCAACCUUGCAGCCAUUUUGGAUGAUCUCCUCGACAAAAAAGUCAUCCAAC
Molecule: messenger RNA, 2337 nt
Organism: Centropristis striata (black sea bass)
Lineage: Eukaryota; Metazoa; Chordata; Actinopteri; Perciformes; Serranidae
Exons: 14
Coding region: 252-1604 (450 amino acids)
Cellular component (GO): cytoplasm
Source: RefSeq, a predicted model, not a curated record